Cataglyphis hispanica is the source of this 1876-nucleotide messenger RNA. Its product is annotated as probable cytochrome P450 305a1. Gene Ontology annotation, biological process: xenobiotic metabolic process. The transcript is spliced from 8 exons. The record is from RefSeq and is a predicted model, not a curated record. Lineage: Eukaryota; Metazoa; Arthropoda; Insecta; Hymenoptera; Formicidae. Gene Ontology annotation, cellular component: cytoplasm; intracellular membrane-bounded organelle. Gene Ontology annotation, molecular function: oxidoreductase activity, acting on paired donors, with incorporation or reduction of molecular oxygen, reduced flavin or flavoprotein as one donor, and incorporation of one atom of oxygen; heme binding; iron ion binding. Bases 347 to 1831 code for a protein of 494 amino acids.
UAUAACUCGCUGUAAUCCGACAAUUUAGUCAGUAGUCAGUUGAUCCACACCCAUACAAGUAGAUCUCUUAUUCGGGCGCGCUCAAAUAAUGUCAGAUAUCUAGACAUUGAGUUGUGACCGAAUAAAAAUAAUUUUUGUUGAGUAACACAGCUUCGUAAGCAGGUCUACUUAAACAAUUUUCAGUCUUAAUAAGACACGUAAACGCGAUCAAUUGAAGAAGUCAAUUUUAAGCUCGGAAGUCUUAUCAAAAUUUAUCUAUCUGAGAACGGAUAGAACACGACGAACUAUUCUGAGGAACACGUGUUAAUUCCGAGAAGAGAAAGAGAAAAAAUAUCAGCGAGACACAAUGAUAAUGAUAUUGACCGCGAUAAUUUUGGCUCUUUUCCUAAUCAUCAUAUUACAAGAAAUGUCAAAAUAUCCAUCAAAUUAUCCACCAGGUCCUUUUCCAUGGCCAUUUGUUGGGAACAUAUUUUAUUUUCGAAAAUUGUUAAAAAAGCUUGGCGGAUUACAUUUUGCUUUUUUGGAACUCAGCAAAAAAUAUAAUAGCGAUAUCAUCAGUCUACGAUUAGGAACCAACGACAUGAUUAUUGUUUCAAACAGUAAACUUAUACAGGAAGUACUUAGCAAAAGAGAGUAUGACGGACGUCCUUGGAAUGAAUUCAUAAAGAUACGAAACAUGGGAAUGAAAAAAGGAAUCACGAUGAAUGAUGGUCAAGAUUGGAAAAAAUUACGCUCUUGGUCGGUACGCACUCUAAAAAAUAUUGCUUUCGAUAAACAAAAAAUGAUGCAGUUUCUUAUGGAUGAGCUGACACUUAUCCUGGAGAGACUAAAAGAUGGUGGCGUGCAAGAUAUACACCCCAUAAUUGCACCAACUGUAAUAAAUGUAUUUUGGGCUCUAACAACAGGAAUGAAACUUUCUGAAGAUUCGUCAAGAUUACGGAAAUUUUUUACCUUAAUGGAUCGUCGCUCGGAUUUAUUUGAUAUAGCUGGUGGAAUUUUGUCCGCUUUUCCUUGGCUACGUUACGUCGCUCCUGAGUUCACGGGAUAUAAAACCCUUCUCGCAUUAAACUACGAACUUAAGGACUUAUUAAUGGAAACUAUUAAUAAACACAAACAACAAUAUGUCGAAGGAAAAGAAAAUGAUUUUAUCGAUGCAUUUAUCCAAGAGAUGAUCACGGAAAAUGAUAAGUCUGUGUUUUCAGAUGAUAAUCUCAUUUUAACGUUGCUCGAUUUUUUCAUCGCUGGAAUACAGACCACAACGGCAACAUUAGACUUUCUCUUUUUGCAAAUAGUCAAUCAUCAGGAUAUACAACGCAAACUGCAUGAGGAAAUCGAUGUCGUAAUCGGCUCCAAUAGACUUCCUACUUUGGAAGAUAGAAUAAGAAUGCCUUUUACGGAGGCUGUACUUUGCGAAAGUCAACGUAUAUGGCAAGUUACACCUAUAAUUGGUCCACGUCGUGUUCUCAAUAAUACGACACUUGGAGGUUACACUAUACCAAAGAAUGCCACCGUUUUAUUAAAUCUAGUUUGUAACAAUAUGAAUCCAGAAUUAUUUCCUGAUCCGACUUUAUUCAAGCCAGAAAGGUAUUUGGAUAAGCAAGGCGCUUAUCAAAUGGACCAAAAUUUAAUACUAUUUGGAAAAGGGAAAAGAAGAUGUCCUGGUGAAGUAUUGGCAAGAAGUGCUUUGUUCCUACUGUUUGUCGGCAUAAUGCAAAAAUAUUAUUUACGUCCAGUACCAGGUGAAAAAUCCAUCAAAAUAGAUCAUAUCAGUGGAAUAAUAGUGAAAUCAAAGCCUUAUCAAAUGUUAAUUGUUCCACGAAAUGUAACGUAAUAUGGAUAAUAUAUUCAAAUUUAUUAAAUUUAUAUAAAUAUUAAA